Messenger RNA from Catharus ustulatus (Swainson's thrush), 844 nucleotides. RefSeq lists its product as uncharacterized. NCBI's taxonomy places the organism in Eukaryota, Metazoa, Chordata, Aves, Passeriformes, Turdidae. Gene Ontology annotation, biological process: response to bacterium. The record is from RefSeq and is a predicted model, not a curated record. The transcript is spliced from 3 exons. The coding region runs from base 197 to 844 and encodes 215 amino acids.
GCUUGCCACGCAGUGAGGGUGAUGUGUGGGACAGGACGCAGCUGUCUCCUGCCCCUGGCCAUGGCACAUAUCCUUGUGUCGCUCGUUGUGGCGGUGCUGGGAGAGGCGAGGGCUGAGGGCGGCCGGGGCGGAGCUGUUGGCGUGGCAGAGGAGGCGGCAGGGCCGCAGCAGAGAGCCGGGGCUGAGGGGCACAGCGAUGCUCGGCCGGCGGAGCGGCGCCAUGCGGCGGUGUCGGGGCGCGGGGCUGGCGGCGCUGGCCGCGGUGCUGCUCGUGGUUUCAGGAAGAGCGCAGGUACAGCAGGAGCCAUUCCUGGAGACCACCGAGGGCACGGGAGUCAAUAUCAGCUGUUCACACCCCAGCAAACGGAGAGGCGAAUACAUCCAUUUCUACCGUCAUCUCCCGGGCCAAAGCCCCGAAUUGCUCGCACUCACUGCUGGAGGGUCCAAGGAUGUGCCGGCCAUAGCAGGAAAGCUGUCGGUGUCGGAGGACGGGCAGAGCAGCGCGCUGUGGCUCAGGCGGCCUCGGCGCGGGGACGCGGCCGUGUAUUACUGCGCGCUGGUGGCACGGGCAGAGGAGCCGGGGCUGCGGCCGGGCACGAACCGGGGCGGGCGGGGCCCGCAGGGGCCGGGGGCACAGCGCCGCCCGCGGCCAGCAGGGGGCGCUGCCGCUCCGCCCGCCGGGCCCCAGGCGGCUCCGCAGCUCCUUCAGUGCCCCGAGCCCGCGCACAGCGACAGCGCCCAGCCCGCCACGGCCCCGACACACGGCUGCCAGCCUGCCUGCUGUUUUCCCAAGCAUCCUACCAUGUGCAUUAAGCAUCUUCAUGAAAAGUUGCAAUAUCUGUAA